CGUCAAACGGACGGGACGAACACUAACAAUUAGGCAUCGCUUCGUUCAAGUUCACUUGCUGCCGGAGAGCAUUACAGUAAGGUACCUCUACCUACCUGAUUCCGUACAUAAAACUAUCAAAUAGGACAGGAACUGAAUAUGAUAUACACCGUACCAAUCAAAUAACCAUCCACACAUUCUUAACUUGAGCAAAUCAUGGACGCACUGUUGGCCAAGCUCGGGUCUCAUGCGGUCAACUACGCCAUCAGAUCAGGCAUCGCAAUCACUUCCACCUACGCCGUCAACCAGUGCUCGAGGCUGCUCAAGACGGUCGACGACAAAGGAGUGUACACCGAGCUCAAGAAGCUGCAGAAGCUUCUGGAUAGUAAGAUCAAGAUUGUUUCACCAGCUAUCGACCUGAUCGAGUUCAAAUCUGGCCGUGGCAAUGUCUUCCUCGAGGCUGCUGUGCCUCUUGCCAAGUCUCUCCAUCGAGACAUCAUUUCUCUCGGGAAGCGCCUAAACGAUGCUGCUACUGCCGAAGAGAGCUCCCGCUCCGAUGGCAAGAAAGCCCGCAUGUCGGAAGCUCAUCAUAUUGAGCUGCUAACCAUUAUCAAGGAGAUGAAGGAACUACUGGCCCGCAUAGACAGAGAGAUCCCUCUGAUCCAACUCGCCAUCACGGCCUCGGGAGAGAGGAUGAACACGACAGUGAACGCUGGCAUCUCUCCGUCGAGACUGAUGCAGGCGAGUGCCUUCUUGUCAUUCGGGGACUCACACUUUGUGAACAACCCUAACCGAGCAGUCCCCAUCGGGCCUUCUUUCACACUAUCUCUUUACAUGCUCUUCCGCGGCCAUUCCAGGCUGAAAAGUGCCAGUUCCGUUCCUGCCACUCCUAGCACUGGAGGCAAGACAUGGACCAGGGAGCCAUCAUAUGGUGUUGGCGAAGGUGAACGGAAACCCAUCUGGCAAGAGGUGGUGCACAAGGCUCGUGUACGGCUGGUUCGCACACCGCUAGGCUGGAAGUUUGACAAGACUCGCGGAUACUGCCCCGGUGAGUCUUCUGAUGGACCCGUAAACGCGUACUCUGCUGCCGUUGAUUCGGCCCUUUCGAUGCUUGGCCGCCCAGACGAGUAUGCCUAUCACUUGGAGAUCAUUGAAGAUCUCGACGACGGACGUGUACACGAUGAUGAUGCCGCAGGUGAGCCAUUCGACGGCAUCGAUAUGGCUGGAAUCCGAGACUCCAUUCCCAUACAUCAAGUUUCCAAGAUUUUCUACACCGACACAGGGCGACUCCUGAACAUCGGUAAUGCUGAGGAGGGCGACAACAACCCGGUGUUAUUACUGAAGAGAGACCUCCAUGCCCCUAAUCCGGUCCAGCUCAAACGCCAAUGGUACGCCGAUCCGGAGCAAGCAGAGGCAUCAGAAGGAGAAACAGCAUAUGACACGGCCGCCGAAGACGACGACGAACAAGCCGAUAUUGAUGCGCAACUGCUGGCAGAGACCAAGUCUACUGAACUUGCGACGGCGGCAGAAGAAGGUCGAUUAAGGAAAGCGUUAGGGCUGCCAUCGCAUCUGGACCCUGAAUGGCUCGCCCUGGAGGUCUUUGUCGAGAGCGAUGACGAGUCUGACGACGAUGAUGAUGGUGAUGAUAAGUCCAGCAUCCAGUCUUGCAAGUCAGCUACACCACGCGACAAGGUAGUCGACUCGAAACUCAUUGAUCAAAUUCGCAACGUCUCCCUCCAGCCCUACCCAAACACGCCUCCGAACCAACGGAAAUACGUCCCAUCGCCUCUGUCAUCAACAUCAUCUUUACCAACAGGAGGAGCCAAUGGCAAGCAGCUGUUCCAGACACCAGCACAAGUGCAAGGGGCUCAAAAGGAACCCAACAGCAUGGACUCGUUCGUGGCCAGGUCACCAUUCGGUGCCAUCACUUCGUCACUCUCGCUCAUGGAAAUGUUGAUACGACUAUGCAGCCUGCAGGAGUUCCAGCAGACGUCACACCUGUCGAUUCCAGAUCACAUUCUUACCUUCUUCUUGGAGGAGACGUCGACGACCGGGCUACGGGGCGAGGAAAAGUGGGAUAUACGGAACGAGGCGAAGAGGCGUAUGGGCUUUGAUCCGUAUACUGACACGCCUACCAAGUCGACUUAAUCUGAUGAGGGACGGAACCAAGGAGAAAAGGGGCGAUAGUGACAGCACCUUGAGACGAAAAAAUGGACGAUGCCUCCUUUGAAGUCUCUGUACAACAAAGAUCUUUAUACUUGAUAGCCGCAUAUACAAACCAUCUACACACUCGAGUACCGUUCAUCCUCGACUUGGAAGACCCGUCCUGUGAUCCAUCAUCUUCCUUCUUUACCAACCCUUCCCACCCAACCUCUCACUCCCUCCCCGCAAAAGGCAUCUUCCCCAACCCAACCAACUCGGCCACCCGUCUCCCCAACCCCAUAAACACCUCCGCCUCCUUUCCCCCAGGCUCACUGACAACCGUCGGCUUUCCCCUCCCGCCAUCCUCCCCAAUGCUCGGAUGCAGCGGCACAUCCCCCAAGAACUCCAUGUCCAUCUCCUCACACACCUUCGUCACCCCCUCGGUCCCGCCAAACACAUGCGUCUCCUUCCCGCACCCAGGACAGCAGAAGACGCUCAUGUUCUGCACCACCCCCAGUAUCGGAAUGUCCACCUUUCUAAACAUAUUCACCCCCUUCACCGCAUCUUUGAUCGCCAGUGUAUGCGGGGUCGUCACGAUCACCGCUCCGUCCACAACGACCUGCUGCGCUAUGGAAAGCUGGGUGUCGCCCGUCCCGGGAGGGAGGUCUAGUACCAAAACAUCGAGCGAGGGGUGGGACCAGUCGACUUCGUGAAGAAGCUGUUGGAUGGCUUUGAGGAGCAUGGGACCGCGCCAGACGAGGGCGGAGUCUUCGGACCCGAGGAGGUAGCCGAUGGACAUGGUCUUGACGCCGUAGGAGGUGAGAGGGAGGAGUUGGUUGUGGGGGUUGAGGGAAGGGGAUAAAGAGGGGGAGGAGAGGUUGAAGAGGGUCGGGAUGGAGGGGCCGAAGAGGUCGGUGUCGAGGAUGCCGGUUGUGUAGCCGAGGCGGGAGAGGGAGAGGGCGAGGUUUGCUAUGACAUGACUGGGUUAGAGAUGUAUAAAAUAGAAAGAACUGAAAAGAGGGAAUUCUGGUGGGAGUUGCUGAGCCAUAAAGAGGAUAGAUAAGUGCCUGUGGGGUAUGGUAUGUUCUGACUUGUAGGUAGGAGG
Molecule: messenger RNA, 3226 nt
Organism: Neurospora crassa OR74A
Lineage: Eukaryota; Fungi; Ascomycota; Sordariomycetes; Sordariales; Sordariaceae
Product: RanGTP-binding protein
Exons: 3
Coding region: 196-2127 (643 amino acids)
Cellular component (GO): cytoplasm; nucleus
Molecular function (GO): GTPase regulator activity
Source: RefSeq, a predicted model, not a curated record